AUGGAUAAUCAUUCAUGGUGUUAUCCAACUUGCGUUCAAUGUCAUAGAAAAACUGACAUCCAAACAGGAGCAUUCACAUGCGGAUGUGGCAAAGAUAAUGAUCAGCCUGUUCUAAGGUAUAGAGUUGAAGUAAUGGUUAGCCAAAACAGUGACAGUAGCAAGUUUUUGCACUGGGACCGUGAAUGUGCUGAAUUGAUUGGUCAAAUAGCGGAUGAAGUGAAUAGGGUCAAGAUUGAAGAUGGUGAUGUUGAUUUGAAUGCUUCUCAUCAAGUACUUGAUAGGUUGUUGGGUUAUGUGUUUGCUUUUAAGGUCAGGAUUCAAUCAAAAUUCAGGAAUGCCAUUGUUCUUAGAUACUCAAAUGAAUUAGAUUUGAUCAAUGUUGUGCUCAACAUGCUGGCUGAUACUGAGCAAUCUCUGUUUGUGACAGCAGGCCAUGAUCCAGUUGCAGGAUUCCCUUUAACGCCCAAAAAAUGCCUAUCAUCUGAUGACGUUGAUGUUGAGUUAGGAAGCUCCCAGAUUUCCCCAGCCCAACUAUCGUCUAACAAAUUAACAAGACAUUUUGAUAAGAGUUAA
Messenger RNA from Glycine soja, 573 nucleotides. RefSeq lists its product as uncharacterized. The coding region runs from base 1 to 573 and encodes 190 amino acids. The transcript is spliced from 4 exons. Lineage: Eukaryota; Viridiplantae; Streptophyta; Magnoliopsida; Fabales; Fabaceae. The record is from RefSeq and is a predicted model, not a curated record.